Messenger RNA from Corapipo altera (White-ruffed manakin), 615 nucleotides. Its product is annotated as occludin-like. The annotation marks the transcript as partial. Gene Ontology annotation, cellular component: transcription elongation factor complex. Gene Ontology annotation, molecular function: cis-regulatory region sequence-specific DNA binding. The record is from RefSeq and is a predicted model, not a curated record. The transcript has 5 exons. Gene Ontology annotation, biological process: positive regulation of transcription elongation by RNA polymerase II; snRNA transcription by RNA polymerase II. NCBI's taxonomy places the organism in Eukaryota, Metazoa, Chordata, Aves, Passeriformes, Pipridae.
UCUCUGCUGCAGGUGAAGAACGUGACGGACGGGGCCAGCGCCCAGGACGAGACGGCCACUCUGGCCUACUCAGAGAAACCCACGAGCCCCAUCACUGCACCCCCCUACAGCCCCCCCUCCUACAGCCCCCCCCCGAAUGGCUUCUACCCCUCGGGCACCUACAGCACCCGUGGGGACCCCCCGGAGCAGGAGCCGAGCCCCGUGGAGGGGAAGGGGCGGGAGCAGCCCCCCAACCCCAAGCCCCCCGCGCGCCGCGGGCGCCGGCGCCGCCGGAACCCGGAGCUGGACGAGUCCCAGUACGAGACCGAUUACACCACGGCCGUGGAGUCCGGGGACGAGCGGGACCCUGACCAGUGGGCCAGCCUGUACCCCCCGAUCUCCUCGGACGCGACGCGGCAGAGGUACAAGCAGGAGUUCGACUCGGACCUGAGGCGCUACAAGGAGCUCUGUGCCCACAUGGACGCCGUCAACGACCGCCUGGGCCAGCUCGGGAAGCAGCUGGACAGUGUCCCCGAGGACAGCCCCCAGUACCAGGAUCUGGCCGAGGAGUACAACAGGCUCAAGGACCAGAAGAGGAGCCCCGACUACCAGAGCAAGAAGCUGGAGACCAAAACC